GGGGUGUCACAUAGGGACAGUUUGUCCCCAAAUUAUUACAAUCCAGCUCCUAUCCUGCUAGUGUGCAAACGGAUUUCCUCCGAUGCAUUUUUCCCUCUCCCAAGUCUCUCUGAAACCAACAAGACUGGGGUUAUGAAGUCAAUCCUAGAUGGCCUCGCAGAUACGACUUUCCGAACAAUCACAACAGAUCUCCUUUACGUGGGCUCCAACGAUAUCCAGUACGAAGACAUGAAAGGCGACAUGGCAUCCAAGCUGGGAUACUACCCCCAGAAAUUCCCUCUCUCUUCCUUCAGGGGUGAUCCUUUCCAAGAAAAAAUGACUGCGGGAGAUGACCCCCUGCUGAGCAUUAUUCCCUCAGAUCAGGUCAACAUCACAGAGUUUUACAAUAAGUCCCUGUCCACGUUUAAGGAUAAUGAGGAGAACAUACAGUGUGGGGAGAACUUCAUGGAUAUGGAGUGCUUCAUGAUCCUGAACCCCAGCCAGCAGCUGGCCAUCGCUGUGCUGUCACUCACCCUGGGCACCUUCACGGUCCUAGAGAACCUCCUUGUCCUGUGCGUCAUCCUCCAUUCCCGAAGCUUGCGGUGUAGACCCUCCUACCAUUUCAUCGGCAGCCUGGCUGUGGCUGACCUCCUGGGCAGCGUGAUUUUUGUCUACAGUUUUGUGGAUUUCCAUGUUUUCCACCGGAAGGACAGCCCCAAUGUCUUCUUGUUCAAACUGGGUGGAGUUACAGCCUCCUUCACCGCCUCUGUAGGUAGCCUUUUCCUGACGGCAAUAGACCGGUACAUAUCUAUACACAGGCCGCUAGCUUACAAAAGGAUUGUUACCCGACCAAAAGCUGUCGUAGCAUUUUGUGUGAUGUGGACCAUCGCUAUUGUAAUAGCCGUUCUUCCCCUGCUCGGCUGGAACUGCAAAAAGCUCAAUUCCGUUUGUUCGGACAUAUUCCCCCUCAUCGACGAGACGUACCUGAUGUUCUGGAUUGGGGUCACCAGCGUCCUCUUGCUGUUCAUUGUCUAUGCCUACAUGUACAUACUGUGGAAGGCUCACAGCCACGCUGUUCGCAUGAUUCAGCGGGGCACGCAGAAAAGCAUAAUCAUUCAGUCUACGGAGGAUGGUAAGGUGCAGAUCACUAGGCCUGAUCAAACUCGUAUGGACAUCAGGUUAGCCAAAACCUUGGUCCUUAUCCUAGUCGUUUUAAUCAUAUGCUGGGGCCCUCUCCUUGCCAUCAUGGUGUACGACGUCUUUGGGAAAAUGAACAAGCUCAUCAAGACUGUCUUUGCCUUCUGUAGCAUGCUCUGUUUGCUGAAUUCAACAGUGAAUCCCAUAAUCUAUGCUCUGAGGAGCAAGGACUUGCGACACGCCUUCCGCAGCAUGUUCCCCACCUGCGAGGGGACGGCGCAACCCCUUGACAACAGCAUGGAGUCUGACUGCCAGCACAAACACGCCAACAACGCAGGGAACGUGCACAGGGCUGCUGAGAGCUGCAUUAAGAGCACAGUUAAGAUUGCCAAAGUUACCAUGUCUGUCUCCACAGACACGACUGCUGAAGCGUUGUAAGUCAGAGACUUCUCAGUGUUGUGAGAAAAAAGGGAGUUAGUUUUAAAAAAACAAACAACAAAAAAAAUCAACAACAGAGAAAACCAAACCCGUGGCUUAACGUGUUUGUACCCUCCUGUAAUAUUUUUUUGGUUUGUCAUUGUAAGCUGAGCGAUGAUUGUGUUAAGAGCAUUGCCAUCAGCCAGUCCUUCAGGUUUUACAAUUAGGGAUUCAAGCUAAAUUUUCUACAGUUUUUUUUCUCAAAAAGUGUUUGCUGAAUAAUAGUAAGUUUCCUGAAAGAGCACAGAGAAAAUACCAGGUUAGCAAUGCUCCUUUUGGGAGUGUGAAGAAAAAUUGUGAAACCUAAUUGAAAACUAAUGCAUCCAAAACCAAUACCAUCAAAUAAGGAAAAAAGCCUUGUAAUCAUGCUGUUCAUUUCAAUGUGAAGUGUAUUUCAUGUCCAUAAGUACUAGGAGUUUUUGAUUUUUUUUCCAAAAGCGGCAGUGCUGAGUUUUAGAGGUUUUGUAAAAUGUGUCGUGUCCUGUGAAUCGUAUGCUGUUUUAUUAUGUGUUAUUGAUAUUUGUCUGAUUAAACAAAGUGAUAAGGUAGACUUCCGUGGAAAUAAUGUGAAAUGUGAUAUGUAAACCCCAUUGAAAACACUUACUGUAUUUGAAGAAUUCCUAUGAGCUAUUUUGGAAAUUUUACACUUUUAGUGGUCUUCUGUGGACUUAGAGGAGAGGCUUUGUGUUCUUCUACUAAAAUCAUUUCCCCACUGCCUUUUACUUUCACAUGCAUUCGAGAAUAACAGCAACAAAGGAAUAGAGGAGGAAUGUUAAGAGAGGAAUGCACUGGUUCAGACUUUUAUAUACCACUGCGUUUAUACAGAAGGACGUUUCUGGUUGUACAGACUAUCGCCCUGCUCUCGGGCAUUAUGAACACUGAAAGGCGAAGGUGCUGGAUAUUAGCUCCUUUAACAGGCAACUGGUUUUAAGCCACGUGCUGGUGCUGGACCACUGAAGACAGCAUGUGUCAGACUCAAUGUGCGAUGUUAUCACUGUGCAGUUGAUGUAUAAUUCAAGUGUGUCGCAUUCUUGUAUCCCAGGUUUAAGCAGAUUCAGAGCCUGAGAUGUCAAACUCCCAUCUUCACUAAAAGAGGAGGAAAUAUUGUCAGACUUAGACAUUUCCUUAUUGUGUGAGCGUGUAUAUAAAUAAAUAUCUAUGUGUGUGUA
Messenger RNA from Mesitornis unicolor (brown roatelo), 2762 nucleotides. It is a transcript of the gene CNR1, whose product is annotated as cannabinoid receptor 1 (brain). The transcript has 2 exons. Gene Ontology annotation, biological process: G protein-coupled receptor signaling pathway. NCBI's taxonomy places the organism in Eukaryota, Metazoa, Chordata, Aves, Mesitornithiformes, Mesitornithidae. The record is from RefSeq and is a predicted model, not a curated record. Gene Ontology annotation, cellular component: membrane. Gene Ontology annotation, molecular function: cannabinoid receptor activity. The coding region runs from base 133 to 1554 and encodes 473 amino acids.